Brugia pahangi is the source of this 1212-nucleotide messenger RNA. The record is from the annotation of a GenBank genome assembly. NCBI's taxonomy places the organism in Eukaryota, Metazoa, Nematoda, Chromadorea, Rhabditida, Onchocercidae.
AUGAUUGAUAUUAAGAAAGAUGCAAAACGUCAAGUGUCAUUGAAUGAUAUAAUUCAAGGAGCAUUGAACUUUGUUCGACCAAUUAUUGAUACCUCGGGAUCAAUACAAUCAGAUUUAAUGAUAUCCAGAAAAUUACAAUCAGAGGCGAUAAGAGGAAGAGAUGCUGAAAUUCUUGGCUCACCAAAAUAUUCUUCUACAUUAGAUGAUAUGCCAAUUUGCAGAAGUAAUUCAAGAAUAUGCAAAUUUAUCACGUGCAGUGCACAUAAUUUUCAAAAUGAUGAAUCAUUAUCAAAUUUGAAUUUAGCUGCACAAAUGUUAGCUGAUACGAGAUUACGUAAAAUGAUUGCUAGCAAUCCAAGUAUAUUAUUAACCGUAUGCCAAGAACAUGGACUUUCUUCAGUUCAGUGCAAACUUUUUGCAAAUGCAUUUCAACUUAUUAAUCGAUUUAUCUCAACAAUUGAACCAUUAGAAGUGGAUGAUCAAAAGUUACAUCAUUCUCUCAUCACUGAUGAGCCAUACUAUAAUGACUCAGAUGCACCACCAAUACCAAUUCAACCGGGAUUGCAUCAAAAUAUUGGAUCACAAACAUGGUCUACCAAUGAAAAAACAAUUAAUAAUUCGGAAUUAAUUUCACAAAAAAAAUCAUUCAAAGAAAAGGGAAAUUUGCCAGAAAUAUCAAUGCAUUCACAUUCUAUUGAAAAUUUAAUUAAUCCAUUAUCAGCUUUUUCAAAUUUAAAUAUUGCUACUAGUGCAACUACAACUACUGUAACACCAAUAACAACGUUAGCAACAUUACCUACUUUUCCAGCACUAAUUUUUACCUUUCCAACUUUUGCAACAGUUACACCAAUGCUCUCACCGCAUGUUUCAUCAUUUAAAUCACCAAUAAUAAAUAUGUUAACAAAAGAAAUGGAAAUGUUAAUGACAAAUUUUGAUAAGAAAUUAUCAUUACCAAAUGCAAUACCAUCACCAUUAUCACUAAUAAUCCAUUCGGAACAAUUUAAGCCAAUAAAUUGGAUGGAAUCAGUAAGAAAUAAGCGAUCAAAUGAUUAUUAUGAUAACAUUGAAGAACAAAAUGAUGAGCCAAAAAAUAUGGGUACAAGUUUAUAUGAUAAAAUUAGUGAUAACAAUCAACGAAUGAUUAAAUUUCGUAAGCAAACAGUAGGACAAAAAGGUUUAGUUGAUUGUAUCAAAUUUCUUAAAGAUAAUUAA